This is a messenger RNA of Salmo salar (Atlantic salmon), 7268 nucleotides long. The record is from RefSeq and is a predicted model, not a curated record. NCBI's taxonomy places the organism in Eukaryota, Metazoa, Chordata, Actinopteri, Salmoniformes, Salmonidae.
CGCAGUACAACACUCCACUCAUUCCGCUCCGCGCUCCCGCGUGUACCGUUUGGUGUCCUCAGCAACUCCGCAAACGGGGCUACCAAGAGCUUUAAGAUGAAAAACGACGGAAAGUUAAACAAUUCCGACCUUUCUCACAAUAUCGCAGGAUAUAAAUAGUAUUUUUGGAAUAGAUUGGGAAUGACGAGAGUGGAAGUAAGAGCGUUGAAACGGCGUGUUCAAAUAGAACCCAACAUGGCGCUGCCUACGACCGAGCUGAAUUAAUUUCUGGAGUCCGCGGACCUCGCCACCUGUAUGCUUGCGCUCUGCUAAACGGUACGUUACCACGCCUCUGGGUCGUUCUGUAAAGAAUGAUUGAAAAUCUUUCUCGGGAUUUGUCACACGAAGUCGAUUUUUGCCGACAUUUUCUCUUUAAAAAAGUGUUUUGAAAAUAGCACCGAGUGUAACAUUUGGUAUAAUUGACUGAUAACUAAAUACACAGUAAGAAACACUUCUGAAUGUUUAUAUCCAACGACUUGAAUAUUCGCUGGCCCGGGAAGGGAUGGAUAUCUAUGCUUUUAUAAAGGAAUCCUAAACUCAACGCACGGAUCUUUGCUCAGAGCCGUGAACAACUUGUGGGGAAAAAACUGGAAAAAGGCGUCAAGUUGACAGCAGACGAUUGGAAUUAGCGGCUAACUGCCAGGAGAUGACCUGUUAGUGAUGCGGGGACCCAGAGAAAUCUGGAUUUAAGUGAAGGGAACCACAUCAUACAAAUCAUGGUGGAUGCCAGGUUAACCCCCCUGGCCGCCAUGGGUCUGGACCGCAAUGCUCUCAUGCGGGAUGGCCUCCGCCUGCACGGCGGCGUGAUCUACCCAGGGAUCCAAGCGCUGUCGGCUGAGAAGCCCCGCGAAGUGACCAAUACCCUCCCCCUGAGCUACGGCCGGGACGGCCUCCCGGACCUCCUCUAUAAGCCUGAUGUCUCCAUGGACAGGAGCAAGCCUAGUAACGGCUACAUGGGCCUGUACAAGAGCCCUCCACCAGGCCUCCAGAGGGGGCCAGAGGGCCUAGACAGGAUAGGCGUGGGCCUGGGGGGGCAGAAGCCCUCAGAGUUGGGCCUGGGGGGUGCUGGAGCAGGCGGGUACCUACGUCUGCCCUGGGGGCUGAGCCCGGGGCUGUACCCUGAAGCGGGCCUCUACCCCUUCAUGGACACGUCCAAGUACGCUGCCCUCAGCAUGUACAAGGCUCAAUUCCUCAGUCAGCCCAGCCCCUACCUGCCCCAGCACCUGGCCUACCAGUCCCUCUGUGCCUCCCAGGGGGGGAACAUGAACCCUGCUGCUGCCUCGGCCACCGAGAGGCUCUACUUCAUGCCCCCCUACCCCCCGUCCCCCAUCUCCUCCCCCCUGGUGGGGUCUCCCAUGAGGAUCCCAGCGGUGUCUGUGGCCCCCACCUCCAUAGUACACUGUCAGGAGAAGGGGCUGAGUGUCGGGUCUCGCAUCCACCACGAGGGCUCUCCGUUUGGGCAGCAGCUUCACCAGCCUCCCCCUCCACCCCAGCACCUUCAGCCCCAACACACAGACCGAGACAGACCCCCCAGCAGGAGCAGUAAGCCCACUAGACCCACCUCAAACAAAGGAGCCAGCAACAGCAGUGGUAGUAGUAGUAGUGGUGGUGGUGGUGGUGGUAGUAAUAGCCUUCCCAUUGAUUCCUCCCCUCGCGCCUCUACUCGCCUCCCCCAGCCUGCUCCUCCCCUGCCUCCCACUCUCAGCGACAGCACCUUAGACCUACAGAGGCCAGUCCCUCGAAUAGGGCCACCAUCUUCCUCCUCCUCAUCUUCUUCCUCUUCCCAGUCGAUGCCUCACCCAUUCUAUGUGAGCAGCAUUGCUCAAGAGCACCCCUCCCCCGCCCGGCCCAGCCCCCAUAAACCCAGACCCAGGGAUGGGGCGUCGGAGCACAGGGGGUGUGAAAGGAAACCCAAUCAGUCCCCUUCUAAACCAUCCCCUGAGCGGAAAACCCCACCAAACAAGACUGCCAAAGACCCAGCAGACCCAAAGCCUCUGGAUCUCUCUGGAAGGCUGCUGGAGUUUGACCUGACUCCCAACAGCUUCCCCAUCAAGAUGGAAGCUCUGGGGUCUCUGGGGCCUCGGUACGGACAUCCCCCCAGCCGGGAGCUCCUGAAGGAGACCCUCUCACCCUCCUCCCACCCCUCCCACUCAGUGGUCAGAAGCACUUUCUCCAAGGCCCCAGACAGGUCAGAGAUGAUCAGCACUUUGCACUCCUCCUGGGUGGUGCCUACCCCUACACCUAUCUCCACCAUUGGGUCCAGCCACACACAGCCCCACACCCCAGCCCUAUCCCCCUCCCCCAGGCCCAGCCCAGACCCCCAAGGGAAACGCUCCUCUCCCUCAGUCAUCAAACACAAGGUUAUAGAGAGAGUCCUGCCCCAGUCCCAGCAAAGCAGCCCAUCAUGCCUCAGGGUGGGAGAGCCACAUACUACCCCAAUACCUUCCAAUCACAAGCCUGCCUCCACGAUGCCCCCGUCCCCCAAACCCAAUGGUGAUUGGCCCAAACACAGCCCCAGCCAUUCAGAAGGUUCACCCAUGGCCGGCCAUCAUAGGAGCACCACAGAGAAGUCUCUUAAAGCCCCCAAGAGGGCUGAGACGUCCCAGGAGAUGUCUCCCUAUAAUAAACGUCCCUGUCUGGAGAAUACCAACGGGCACCCGCCCAGCCACCUUUACCUAGCUCACAGCAUGGCCUAUGCCAACCGAUACCUGCACUACUCUGUACCCGAUAGCAUGGCCCUCCAUUCUCUCCCUCUGCCAGGGAAGGGCCCAGCCUACCCUCACCCCGUCCUGCUGGGCAGUAGCAGCCUGUACCCCUCCCACCUGGCAGCCAAACAGCCCUUGCCCUACCACAGCCAUGCUGGGGAGUACCUCACCUACAACUCCCAGGAGAUGACCCACCCUCUGAUGCACGCACAUCCAGACUCCAAAGCCCUGGAGCGGGCAGAUCAGGGGCCCAAGUGCUGGGGCCAGGGUCAGGACAAACCUAGGGGUCUCACAGAGGAUUGUGGUGGGUCCCGCAGGGGCCGAAGUGGUGUGGAAACAGGAGAGGGGUCCCACGUGAAGCCCAAAAGAGAGGACACGGAGCAGGGAGGGAGCCAGCCCAGACCUACUUCCUCCUCCAGCUUCAGUACCCUCUCCAAAGAACGUAUCGUCUGCAUUGACCUCGUCCACUCCGACACAGAUGGAGAGUCCACUCCGACCACCAACAAGCCGCAAGUCUCUGUCACCAUCCCCAUCGCCAGGGGCAACCAACACAAGUGUUGCCAUGGCAAUGAAAACAUUAGGGAAGUGGAACGGGAGCCAAAACACCAACUGCAUCAUCACUACCCCCACCAUCUUCAUCACCACCCCAGCCCAAGCUCCACCAUGACAACUAUCCACACAGACAGACAACCAGAGACCCUCUGUGUGAGACCCAAGCCCCUCCAGGAGACGUGCUGUCCAGGUGUAGCCUCUAGCCCACCUCAGGGCUCCCCAAUGCUGGUUAAUCGGGCCGAGGAGAGUCCUGAGGACCAGAGCCCUUCCUCAGAGCCAGGGGACCAAGGGGAACAGGACCAGAGCACCCUGCGCUGUGCCCGAACGUCUGGCGACCGCAAGUCUGUCGACCACAUCUCUGGCAACCGCAUGCCUGGUGAACGCACAACUGGGGAUUGUGACCGCAAGUCUGUCGACCACAUCUCUGGCAACCGCAUGCCUGGUGAACGCACAACUGGGGAUUGUGACCGCAAGUCUGGCGACCACAUCUCUGGCAACUGCAUGCCUGGUGAACGCACAACUGGGGAUUGUGACCGCAAGUCUGGCGACCACUUGUCGAGAGAUGGCACGUUUUCUUGCGACUUCACGUCUGGAGAGGAGAGAGAAGAGAUGGACAGACGAACCUCCUCCCACCCCAUCCAUCGCUACAUGGGCCUGGGGAAGGAGAGGGACAGUGAAAGAGAGAGCGUUGGAGACACAGAGGAGUCACAUGGAGAAGGGGAUGAGGACGAAGAGGGUGGGCGAAGAGGCUCACGGAGGACCAGCCUGACCAAGAGGAUCGCUAGCUCCUCGGGCUAUGUGGGUGACCGCAUCAAAUGUGUCACGACCGAGCUGUACGCAGACUCUAGCAAGCUGAGCCGAGAACAGCGCGCUCUGCAAAUGGAAGUCAUAUCACGAGAGGGGAGUAAUAUAAGUCGACCUGCAGCUAUCUGGGAGCGGGCGAUGAUGCGGUUCUCGGAGCUGGAGCUGAAGGAGAAGGAGUGCGGGGGUGUGUGUGUGUCUAUGUCGGCAGCGGUAGCAGGAUGGGACUUGGCAGACGGCCAGCGGAGAGAGAGAGAGUGGGAACACUGCCAACACACCGCCAGGCAGGGAGAGAGGGAGGGUGGAAGAAAAGUCUAUGGGAACAGAGUCCCAGUCCUCCAGAGGUGUGGGGGCCAAAGGGAGAGCCUGUCCCCAGGGCAGGAGGCCUGGGAGGGGGCUAGAGAUGGUGCCAGAGUGGGAGAGGGUGGGCGCCGUUCACCUCCCAUCCUGGCACUGGCAGAGGGGCACCCCAAGGAGAAGGGAGGGCAGAAUACGGUACCCACAAGCAAAUGCACACACUGCCUACAGGAGAAAGAUGAGGAGGAGGCAGGAGAGAAAAGGGUAGAGAAGAAGGCAAGGAUUACUUCAGAUGUCUGUGUGCUGCCUACGGCUCCUACUAGUAAUGAUGAUGAUGAUGAUGAAGAGGUCAGGAAGCUUAAGGUGUGUAUUGAGCUGAAGGGGCUCUGCCUCCGCAAGCCCACCGCCUCCUCCCCCGAGAGACCAGAGGUCAAAGAGGAGGCGUGGUCAUCACAUCACAGCCCUUCCUCCCUGCCCCGGACCCGUGCCCAAGCCCCGCCCCCGCGGGACAGGAAGUUCAAGGUUGACCUGGAAGUGAAACCUCUGCCACAGAAACCAGAGAUCACGAAGAGCUGGGCCAGAGAGAUGCUGGCUAACGGAGAUGCUAAACGCGUUGGAUUACUCCCUUUGACCCAGCAGAGGGACAGAUCGGCCCCCCAGGGGCCCUUGAUGGGACCAGGCUGUGACCGGGGAUCCAAGGAGCCCAGGAGAGGAGGGGUGGGGGUGAAGACUGUGGGUCAGUUCCCCCUCCCCUCUGCCCCAGAGCCCCCCACCGGAGACACCACCUCUCUCAAGCUCCGUCGUCAUGGUGACAUGGACAAACCCAAAGGCAAGCGGCCGUGCAAGACCAAACACACCAGCCAGAGGGAGAGGGAGAGGGAGAUGGAGCGGAGGAGAGAGCUGCUGAAUGGAGCUAGCAACCAGCACGGCAGCACUGAUCUGGGAGCAGCUCUGGUGGACAAGGUCAGUGAGCAGUGUGCUCGGAGGAAAAGACCCUCUUCUCCCCUCCAUUACCUCGGCUCUCCGGUCAAGCCCUGUUCCCCCGCAACGCGGCCCCUCUCCCUACCCCCCCUGUUGAACGGCAGUGGGACUGUCCCACCAGAGAAAGCAGGGGUGACGAGGGCACCCCCUGCUGAGCCUCCUGUGGUGCGGCCCAUCCCCCCUGAGGCACGGAGACUAAUCGUGAACAAGAAUGCUGGAGAGACGUUGUUACAGAGAGCGGCACGGCUCGGAUACGAGGAGGUGGUGCUGUACUGCCUGGAGAACCGUGUGUGUGAGGUGAACCACAGGGACUAUGCAGGCUACUGUGCCCUCCACGAGGCCUGCGCCCGCGGCUGGCUCUCUAUAGUCAUACACCUGCUGGAGCACGGUGCCGACAUCAACUGCAGCGCACAGGAUGGUACUAGGCCUCUGCAUGACGCGGUGGAAAAUGACCAUCUGGACGUAGUGCGGGUGUUGCUGUCCUACGGGGCUGACCCUACCCUGGCUACCUACUCCGGCCGGGGUCUGCUCAAGAUGACCCACAGCAACAGCAUGGAGCGAUUCCUCACUGAUUAUUUUGCUGACCUGCAGGGCCACUCUGAUGACGACCCAGAGAUCCACUGGGAAUUCUAUGGCAGUGCUGUGUGUGAGUCCUUAGAGGAGGGCAGUGUGUGUAACAUGCUGGCGGAUCCCCCAGGGCCAGAGGAAGAUGAUGAGGACAGGAGGGAGCUCUUUGAGUUUGAGUUCUCCAACCAACCCCUCCUCCCCUGCUACAACAUCCAGGUGUCCUUGUUGCAGGGGUCCAGGAACUGGCUUCUCCUCUCAGAUGUUCUCCGGAAGCUGCGGAUGUCGGCCCAUUCCUUCCGCUCCUCCUUCCCCCACAUGAAGGUGGUGACAAUGUCCGAGGCAGAGUUUUACCGCCAGGCCUCCCUCUCCCAGCUCUUCUCCUGCCCAGACGAGCUGGAGGGCUUCCAGCCAGACAGCAAGGAGCUGCUGGACCUGGUGGAGGGGAGUGCUGAGCUGGCUGCUCUGCUGGGAUCCACCCUGGAGUGCCUGGAUGACCGCUGGGACGAACCCCUGGAGGCUCACGUUAAUGCUAAGGCUAAUGUUAAUGGGAACAUUAGGGCUAAUGCUAACGCUAAGACUAACACUAAGACUAAUGUGGGGGUCUACGAUAGGUGAAUGAGUAAGACCCCUGCCCUGAGAUGAACUCCUGCUCUGGACCGGUGGACUGUAUGGACGAACGGACAGACAGAGCAGCAGAGACCUGAAUGUGUCUGGACAUCAAGCGAAGAUGAAGAGGCGACUGUAAAUUAACAAUUGUCUUAUUUUUUAUACAUGUAUUAAUAUAAGUAUAAAUAUAUCUGGAAAUGUUAUCUUGAUUUCUCUCCUGCAAUUGUGUGGUUGUGUUAUCAUGACUGGAAGGUUGUGUGUAUGUGUGUUAAACAGUAUAAUAUAUAUAUGUGUGUGUGUGUGUGUUCAGUUUAUAUGCCAUAGUGUGUGUCUGAGCACUGAGGCAGCGCUUUUGAAUGUCACAUUUUUUGUUCAUAGGAAGCACAUGAUGAGGAUCAGUUGUAUAGUUUUUUGUUCUCCUCAGACAGAGUUAGCACUCUAAUCACCCUCAGGGGCUGUUUUGUACCUGUGUUCAAUCUGCUUCUCAUUUGGUCUCUAAUUUCACUUGCAAAACUGAGGAGAUGUGUUUUUGUAUAAUAUUAAAGGUUUAAAGAUGAGAAGAUAUUCGCCCUUCGGUACAGAACUUGUACAUAACAGGGUGGCUAUUGCAGUACAGUAACAGUUAUACUAUGUUUUUUUUGUAAUUAAAAUAUUUCAUUUGUAUUUAUAUUUUGCCAGCAAAAUUAUCAAAAUAAAUCUUAACAUUUGCAAGAAAGUUUA